Molecule: messenger RNA, 866 nt
Organism: Centropristis striata (black sea bass)
Lineage: Eukaryota; Metazoa; Chordata; Actinopteri; Perciformes; Serranidae
Product: prostate stem cell antigen-like
Exons: 4
Coding region: 199-618 (139 amino acids)
Source: RefSeq, a predicted model, not a curated record
AUUUGAAUGGGUUUAAUGAGCCCUAGUUGAGCUCAUCUGAUGGCUGUCAGGUUACCCAUUGUUAGAAACUAAUUUUACAUUUUGAAGUACUGGGUUUUUAGCCUACUUAAUUGUUUCAAUUCCUGUUAAGGGAAUGUGUCACCCAUUACAAACUUUCUUAUCACUACUGUUGAUGCAUAUUACUGAUAAAACUCCCCCAUGUAUAAGGAUGUUGACCGUACAUCCAAAAGCAUCACGAUGAACAGAUUUCUGUGGAGCUGUGCAGCACUACUGACUCUGAGUGUUACAGUCGAGUCCCUGCAGUGCUACACCUGCGAAGCGGGGAUCCUCGGCACCUGCCUCAUCAGGGAGCCUGUAAAUUGCAGCAGCAGUCAGGACAGAUGCUUCUCCGGUGUUGCCAAUUUUAAGGACGGCCUGUUAGCGGAUAUCCAUGAGCGAGGCUGCACGGUUAACACCAACUGUAAGAACAGUACUGGGACCAUCCUGAACAUAAACUACACCGUCACCAAGACCUGCUGCAGCACGAACCUGUGUAAUGGAGCCUCCUCUGUCCAGCUGCCCCUCGCUGCAGCUCUGUGUGCUGCUCUGGUGGCAGUUUGGAGUCAGUGGGGCCUGUAGAGACGAAUAAAUGAGGGAAAAUCUGAGUUGCUGCACAUUUUAAUUUAAAAAUUCCAUCACUUUUUUCUCCUUUGAUAUCUUUAUUUUGCUUUAAAAAAGUGUCCCCAUGAUAUAUAAUGGAGGGAUAUUGGCUUCAUCAUGACUCUUUACAAUACAGUUGGUCUAAAUUUACUGUACACGCAUUUUGUAGCUACAUCACUGAAUAUUAAUGCUUUUCUAUGUAAUUCACAUUCCUUUUAAAACCUCCU